AUGACUUCGAAAAGUGCUCAAAUUCCCACCCAACUUCGUCAGGGCCAACGAGGCGAGCAAUCGAAGAUCAGCAAAUUCAAGGACAAGAUCAGUCGCAAGAUAUCUGACCGGAAAAAGAAAUCCAAGGAACGCAAGCAAGCUCGGGCACUUAUUCCCGGCUGGGUCUGCUGCCAGUGCCACUACUACGAGGCGGAGUCUCGCUAUUCGGGAACCGUAUGCCAGCACGACAACCACCCAACUUGGCCCCAGCAUGGAAAUAAAUGCCAGGAAUGCAAGGACGUGGUGCCAAUUGGGACGAGCGACAUAAGUUCGGAAGAUUCCACUCAGAAUACAGGGAGUGAGACGGGGUGGUUCUGCAAUGCGUGCUUCCGCCACUAUCCGGAUAGGACCUCGCUGAAGCAUUGUGUGAAUUGUGGAGCGAGGGGAGCUGAUCGGUACACCGAAACGGUGGAGAUCGAGUCGCCGUAG
Trematosphaeria pertusa is the source of this 468-nucleotide messenger RNA. RefSeq lists its product as uncharacterized. The transcript has a single exon. NCBI's taxonomy places the organism in Eukaryota, Fungi, Ascomycota, Dothideomycetes, Pleosporales, Trematosphaeriaceae. Bases 1 to 468 code for a protein of 155 amino acids. The record is from RefSeq and is a predicted model, not a curated record.